AUGUCGCACCGUGAAUCGAUGGCCAUCGACGUUCCAGAGUCAAGCGCGGGGGCGAAAGGAAAGGCGCCUCUCAUUGCAACAACUGCGGCUGCUCUGGGUGGAUACAAGAAGGGAAUUGCCAUAAUGGACUUCAUUUUGAGGAUUUGUGCUAUGAUCUCUGCUUUAGCUGCUUCUGCUGCUAUGGGAACUAGUGAAGAGACUCUUCCUUUCUUCACUCAGUUCUUCCAAUUCCAAGCUAGUUACGACGAUCUCCCCACUUUCUCGUUUUUCGUCAUAGCAAUGGCACUAGUUGCAAGCUACUUGGUCCUUUCCCUUCCAUUCUCUAUUGUAUCAAUCAUCCGGCCGCACGUGGCUGGACCAAGGCUUCUCCUCCUCAUCUUGGACACUAUUGCACUGAGUCUUGCCACUGCUGGAGGUGGAGCAGCUACUGCCAUAGUGUACUUAGCUCACAAUGGCAAUGCAAACACAAAUUGGCUCGCUAUUUGUCAACAAUUUGGUGAUUUUUGCCAGAAAGCCAGUGGCGCUGUGGUGGCUUCUUUCAUUACUGCUGUUAUCCUGUUGUUUCUGGUCGUAAUGUCUGGUUUUGCUCUUCGAAGGCAGUAA
Molecule: messenger RNA, 603 nt
Organism: Tripterygium wilfordii
Lineage: Eukaryota; Viridiplantae; Streptophyta; Magnoliopsida; Celastrales; Celastraceae
Product: casparian strip membrane protein 1-like
Exons: 3
Coding region: 1-603 (200 amino acids)
Source: RefSeq, a predicted model, not a curated record